Messenger RNA from Paramecium sonneborni, 8776 nucleotides. The record is from the annotation of a GenBank genome assembly. NCBI's taxonomy places the organism in Eukaryota, Ciliophora, Oligohymenophorea, Peniculida, Parameciidae.
AUGAUUUCUUUGAAAUUUUAAUUGAUACUUUUAUGGUUAUUUAUCGAGACAAAAUGUGUUGACUUAUGUAGAGAAAAAUAAAGUUAUUAAAGUUGCAUUGAAAGUGAUGAUGAAAAGUGUAAAUGGGAUAGUAUUAGAAGGCUUUGUGAAAUAACUUAUGAUUACUAAAUUGGGUGUAGUUUGAGUUUGAAUAGGAGAGGUUGUGUUAAAUAAAUAGGAAAUAUGUUAGGAGAACUAGCUAGAUGUAUUAAGUCUUCUAUAAAUAAGGCCGUUUUAAAACAGUAUGUGAAGUAAUUCCGAAUUUUCAAACGGAGUAAUGUUAAAAUAAUUUAUCUAAAUUUGGAUGUUUAUCAAUUUAGAAUCGAGAACAGGUUUGCUAUUGGAAAGAUGGAAAUUGUUAUUUAUUAUAGCAAAACUAAUGGGAUUAAAUUUAAAAAGACUUUGGUUUAUAAUAAUAUAGUGCUUCAGCUUGUUAUCUAAUAGAACAUUAUUUAAUAAUUCACAGUACUAUUUUAUGGGACUUGAUAUAAUAUACUCCAAAUUUAUUCACAGAGGCUGACAAUUAAUUCAAAAAAGAGAUGGGUUUAGAUAUUGAUAAUAAUAUAAAUUACGACGAUCCUAAUUCAGUUUUUUUACAGAAUAAUUAUAGACAUUUGAAUGGAACUUUUGUGUGGUUUACAUAUAGAGAAUCAAAAACAAUAACACGUACAAAUUGUAAGAUAUAGAUACAAAUAAAAAUAGUGUAGAUAUCUGACAGAUAAAGAGAGGGAUGUAUAGCAUUAGAGAUUGAAAAUGACAGCGAUUAUUUAAAUCUUAUAAGAGUGACAGAUGAGAAGAGAGGGAUCAAUCAUAUAUAUUGUAAAUAUUUAAAUAGAAAUCCUUCUAUAACAGAUGAAUAUGUGUUUUCAGAUGGAGUUUGUAAGAAAUUCAUAAAGUCUGAUUUGAAUAAGGAAGAAAAGUUAAUAGAAUUUGAUUUGAGCUGCAAAUAAUUAGAUUAGUAUUAAUGCAUAUAUUUUGAUUCACAAUUUAAAAGAUGUAAAAUAAUGGGAAAUGAAUAUGAGUAUCCAUGUAUAAAAUUGGAGUAAGAUUAUGUAGCUGAUUGUGAAAAUAGUUAUUGUACUGUUAAAUAAUGCUAAUAAUUAUAGGAACAUUACAUAGAUACAGAUACAAAUAGAUGUAGUAAUAAUUGUUCUGGAUUCUUUUUAAAUAGUUAAAAUACUUGUGAGGCAGUGAAAGGAUGUAUAUACUUAGGAACAACUUACAUAGAUUUAGUAAAGACUUGUUCACCUAAGUAUGGAUGUGAUUAAAUUGGCAUUGAAAGAAUGUAUUGUAAAUACUUAAAUGAUCGAUGUGGAUGGAAUGAAGAAUUGUAAAGAUGUUAUAGAAUAAAUGAUCAAUAAAUAAAACUUAUGAAAUGCAAUUAAGCUUUUAAUGCAAAAUCUUGUAUAUAAAUAACUUUAAGUGAUUAACUUUGUUUCUGGGAUGGUCUUGAAUGUAAGAAUGUUUUAGAAUAACCUAUCUUAAUAGCUUAAAGAUCUUUAAUAGAUUCUGAUAAUCCUGAUUAUUGGUAUUUUUACUUUAGAAAAAUAAGUAACAUAAAUUUUUGUAAAUAUCAUUUAACUAUUCCCACUGAAUAUAAUCUAAGUGAAGGAAAAUGCUAUUUUCUGACAUCUUAAGCAAAUGAUCUAACUCUUAUUAAUAGAUAUUCAUGUAUUUACACUUAACCAGGUUUUAAAAAAUGGGAUUAAUAACAAUAAGUAUGUUUAGCCCUCUUAGAAAAAGAUGUUGCAGAAUUAAAUUGUAAUGAGCAAGUAUUAGCUAAUGAGAAAAUUUGUUAAAAAUCUAAAGUAUCAAAAUCAAAUCUGGUUUGUACAUUUGAUAAAGAUAGCAACUCUUGUCAAGAAUUAGAUAUAGUGGAUAUCGAGUCUUUUGGAUGUUAAGGAUAUGGCUUUUCCAAAGAAGUAUGUGUGUCCAAAUAGAAAUCUGGAAUAUAUUGUUAAUUUUUAGGCGGAUAAUGUAAAUCUAUUGAUGAGUCUUAUAUUAAUUCUAUUCUUUGCUCAUCUCUUUAAAAUGUAAAUUCAUAAGUGUGUAAAUUAUACUCAUCUGAAUCAACAGUAUGCUUAUAUGAUUUAUCAAUCAAUUCCUGUUACACUCCUAGUGCUUUUACAUAAAUUACUUAUGAUCCUUUAAUCAAUAGAUUCGGUUGCUAAAAAGUUUAGGAUGCUUUCACAUAUUUUGAUUUGGAUUCAAAGUAAUGCAUUUAAUUUAAUGAAAAUGAUACUAUUUAAUUAUCAAACCUAGACUGCAAUUCUAAUUUCGUUAAUCAAAAAACUUGUUUGGCCAUCAUCAAAAAAGGGUAGCAUUGCUAUUGGGAUACUAAUUAAAAUUAAUGUUAGAACUAUUCUCAGUAUUCUCUAAAUUGUUCUGAUUAUGCUAAUUUUACAAGUAGAAUUUGUUAAGCACUUGUAUCUGAUGUAUCAAAACAAUUUACUAAAGAUAAUUAUUGUACUUACAUAGAUAAUUAAUGUUAAUCCAAUCCUACUAUCUUAAUUGAUUGUGGAGAAUCUGAACAAAUGAACAUACAUCGAUGUAAUGGUCUAACCGGUUUGAAUUAACAAGGAGAGUAUAUUUAAAUGUGUGCAUUUAUUAAUCAUAAAUGUACUACUUUAAUUGAAGAUUCUAUGGAUGCCUAUCUACUCUUAAAUAUUAUACAAUGUUCAUAAGCUAAUUUAAGAGCUUGUACCAGAGUUUAGACAAAUGGAAACUAUUGUUAACUUAUAAAUAAUGUUUCAAGCAAUAAUUUCAUCAUCGAUAAGAAAUGUAUAUAGAUUGAUAAUAUGACUCAAUCUUGCCAAACUAUUAAUACAAAUUUUUCAAAAAAUGAAAUAAAUCCCAAUCAUUGUUCUAGAGCUAAUGAUAGUUGUCUUUAUGAUGAAUCUACUGGAUGCUCCAAACCAACUAAUGCUGAUUUAGAAUGUGAUACUAUUGGAUUAUCUUAUUUAGGAUGUAUUCAAAAUACUUAAAAUCAUAGGUGUGCAUUUUAUAAUUAGAAAUGUCAAUAUUUAGCAUCUUAUUAAAUAAUAUCUAAUUGCAAAUAUCUAAAUUAAUUUGCAUGUUCUUAUUAUUAAUUUUUAAAAUGUUAUUGGAAUGGUAAUGUUUGUACUACUUCUUAAAAUUAUACUACAUAAUAUGGAAGUGAUUAUACUUGCUCUUUGAUCUCAAGUAACUAAUUUUUUGUUUCAAAUGGAUUAACAUGCUUAGAAGAAGAAUAAAUAUCUAAUUUUGAACUAUAUACUUGUGAUAGUCCAUUAAAUUAAUUUGCAUGUGGAUCUAUUCAAAAUUAAUAUUGUCAAUUUAUUGAAAAUUAAUGUCAAUUUUAUGCUUCUACUUUAUGUGAAGAUUCAGUGACAUAAUGUGGUUUAAACAAUUCUUCGGACUUAAAAUGUGUUUUGAAAAAUGGAUAAUGUUUUCAUCAUCCUUAUACAAACUAUUAUUGCGAUUUUUUUGAAUAAACAAAUUAUGAAUUUUGUCGUUAAUAUCAUGAUUGUAUUUAUGUCAAUUAAAAAUGUUAACCAAUAUAUUAAACUUAAAAUUAUUGGUAUUGUUAUUCUUAUCCUUUACAUAAAUGCAUUCUUUAAAAUAAAUAAUUUGCAUGUACAUGGGAAGAUGAUGAAUGUGUAGACUUUUAUCAAGAAACAUGUCCAUCACUCGAGGGAUUUCAUUCAUAUAAUGCUUGUACUAAAUUUGAUAAUUGUAUAUAUGGAUAUACAAAAAGUGGAUUAGGUUUUUGUUAUUAAGAUAAAGAUUUUGACUCUUUAACAUGCGAAUAACUUAGUGAAAGUUUAUGUUUAGAAGAUUUACAUCAUUUAAAUUCUUCCCUUUAAUGUUAUUGGGAUGAAUCUUGUAAAAAUAUUUAAAAUACAUCAAUAACGGAUUGCCAAUCUCUUUUAAACUUUUAAUCAAGUUAUGGUGCAUGUAUAUAAAUGAAUUAAGAAGAAUGUAAAUAUUCAUUCACAGAUAAAAAAUGUAAACUUAUUAAAGAAUAUGAUGAUUCAACAGUUUGCUNAAUGGAAACUAUUGUUAACUUAUAAAUAAUGUUUCAAGCAAUAAUUUCAUCAUCGAUAAGAAAUGUAUAUAGAUUGAUAAUAUGACUCAAUCUUGCCAAACUAUUAAUACAAAUUUUUCAAAAAAUGAAAUAAAUCCCAAUCAUUGUUCUAGAGCUAAUGAUAGUUGUCUUUAUGAUGAAUCUACUGGAUGCUCCAAACCAACUAAUGCUGAUUUAGAAUGUGAUACUAUUGGAUUAUCUUAUUUAGGAUGUAUUCAAAAUACUUAAAAUCAUAGGUGUGCAUUUUAUAAUUAGAAAUGUCAAUAUUUAGCAUCUUAUUAAAUAAUAUCUAAUUGCAAAUAUCUAAAUUAAUUUGCAUGUUCUUAUUAUUAAUUUUUAAAAUGUUAUUGGAAUGGUAAUGUUUGUACUACUUCUUAAAAUUAUACUACAUAAUAUGGAAGUGAUUAUACUUGCUCUUUGAUCUCAAGUAACUAAUUUUUUGUUUCAAAUGGAUUAACAUGCUUAGAAGAAGAAUAAAUAUCUAAUUUUGAACUAUAUACUUGUGAUAGUCCAUUAAAUUAAUUUGCAUGUGGAUCUAUUCAAAAUUAAUAUUGUCAAUUUAUUGAAAAUUAAUGUCAAUUUUAUGCUUCUACUUUAUGUGAAGAUUCAGUGACAUAAUGUGGUUUAAACAAUUCUUCGGACUUAAAAUGUGUUUUGAAAAAUGGAUAAUGUUUUCAUCAUCCUUAUACAAACUAUUAUUGCGAUUUUUUUGAAUAAACAAAUUAUGAAUUUUGUCGUUAAUAUCAUGAUUGUAUUUAUGUCAAUUAAAAAUGUUAACCAAUAUAUUAAACUUAAAAUUAUUGGUAUUGUUAUUCUUAUCCUUUACAUAAAUGCAUUCUUUAAAAUAAAUAAUUUGCAUGUACAUGGGAAGAUGAUGAAUGUGUAGACUUUUAUCAAGAAACAUGUCCAUCACUCGAGGGAUUUCAUUCAUAUAAUGCUUGUACUAAAUUUGAUAAUUGUAUAUAUGGAUAUACAAAAAGUGGAUUAGGUUUUUGUUAUUAAGAUAAAGAUUUUGACUCUUUAACAUGCGAAUAACUUAGUGAAAGUUUAUGUUUAGAAGAUUUACAUCAUUUAAAUUCUUCCCUUUAAUGUUAUUGGGAUGAAUCUUGUAAAAAUAUUUAAAAUACAUCAAUAACGGAUUGCCAAUCUCUUUUAAACUUUUAAUCAAGUUAUGGUGCAUGUAUAUAAAUGAAUUAAGAAGAAUGUAAAUAUUCAUUCACAGAUAAAAAAUGUAAACUUAUUAAAGAAUAUGAUGAUUCAACAGUUUGCUAAGGAACAACUUUAAAGUAAUGUUCUCAGAUAAGAAAUACUUGUUAUUUUAAUGGAUCAAAUUGUUAAAUAAAGGGAUUAGUAGAAUAAUUAAAUAAAUUUGGAUGUCUUAAUUAAGUUGGUUAAUGGAAAUUUGAAUAUUUUAAAUGCCAUAAAAUAAUUAAUGAGAUUCAAUAAAGCUGCAUAAAUUUAUCAAAAGAAGCCUGCCUAAGUGAUUUAACAAAAGAAUUGAGUUGUAAAUGGAGCGAUAGCAAAUGCUUGAAUACACUUAAAAAUGAAAAUAAAAGAAUGAUUUCAUGUAAGAAUUUGAAUCAAAGAGCUUGUGAGAAUGUCCAUCUAUCAAAUAUCAGAUGUAUUUGGAAUAAAGAAAAGAAGAGUUGUGAUGUAUAUGAAAUGAUUGAUACAGAUUGUACUCUUGAAAAUAUAGAAAUAACAACAUCAAUCAGUGUAUGUUCGAGUUCAAUAACAAAAAGUUGUGUGAGACAUUAUGACAAAAAUAAAUGCACAGAAAUUAAUAUGAAAGUGGCAAGCUGUAAUGUUUUUGGAUUGAAUAUGAAAGGGUGUUUAUAAUAAACAACUGUACCAUGUUAAUGGAUUUAAAUUGGAGAUGGAGGGUAUUGUGAUAAUGCAAAUCUUUACAUUGUAAAAUGUAUAGAGUUGUUAAAUUAAUCAGCAUGUGAAACAAUUCAAACUCCUGGUUAAACUUGCAAGUGGGAACAAUCAAUUUAAGAAUGUGCUGAUGAAGUUGUUACAUCUUGUGAAUCUGCCACUAUACUUCAUUCACAUAAUGCUUGUAAGGCUAUUACUGUCGAACCUUGCUAUUACGAUCCAUUUUAAAUGUCAUGCAAUAAAGUCUUUUUACAACCUAAUACUUGUUCUAAUUAUUAUAAUUCUUUGGCUUGUGAAAUAUCUACAGAAAAUUGCAUAUGGCUAAAUAACAGUUGUAGUUACUGCAACUAUUAUACUUGCUUCUAAUAUAAAACUGAAAGUAAAUGUCUCAAUAGCAAUAUAAUUAAUUGUCAAUGGUUGGAUAAUAAAUGUGUAGACUUUAAACCACUUUCAGUUUAAGUUGAUUGCACAUAGCUCCCAAUUAAUAUUAAUAACAAUGCUUGUCGUCUUAACUCUAUUGAUCCAUGUAUAUUUGAUUCUUAACUAUUGUAAUGUGUAUCUAACCAAGAUAGAUCACAAGCCAAUAGUUGGAAAACAAUGUCAGAAUUAUUAGAACAUCAAGAUUCAAAUCUUCAAUCAUCUCUUUUACAAGGUACCUGUGAAAAUCUUCAUAAUGAAAUAAAUUGUAAAAAAUCUCGAAUUCCAAAUAAAUCAUGCAUUUGGAAAGGAUCAUGUAAAGAAGUGAUUGAUUUCAGUAUUUUAUUUUGUACUGAUUAAUUAAAUAUUUGGGGAUGUUUGAAUAUUACUAAUGAGGACUAAUAAUGUAUAUGGAGAGAUUCUAUUUGUUAAGAUUGGGACUAAUCUUUCAACGUAAUGGAAAAUGUUAAUAAAAAUGUUUGUAUUCACAAUAGUAUUAAUUGUGUAUACGAAUACAAUUCUUGUGUAGAAAAAUCAAUUGAUGAAAUAUAAUGUUAACAAGAUGGAGUUAGUAAGAUAACAUGUUUAUCAAUUCCCAAUAAAUAAUGUUAAUGGAUAAAUUCUUGUACAGAUUUCACUUUAUCGAAUUAACAAAAAUGUUCUGAUUUUUAAAAUGUAUCAAUUUAUGUUUGUCAAAUGUUACCUAAUUUGUCAUGUGGUUAUGAUUUCGAUAAAAAAAGUUGUGAGAAUAUUUCAAACGAAACACUUUUUUCAGGUAUAUCUAGAUUGGCUUGUAUUUCCAAUAAGAAUCUUCCAACAUAUUGGAAUGGACAGAAAUGUUAAGAAUUACUUGAUUAUAUUGAAUGCGAUACACCACUAGUAGUUAAUGAAUUAGUAUGCAUUUUGAAGGUUAGAAAUACAGCAUGUAUGUAUGAUUAAAUAAAAAAUAAAUGUACAAGCAGAUUCAAUAUUUGGUCAUUGAGAUGCAAUAGUAAAGGUUUGAAUUUGUUAGGUUGUUCUAAAAUUGAACAAGAACCUUGUAUUUUUAAGGAUAAUAGAUGUCAGGCCUUUACUGAGGUUUCAUAAAUUUGUAUGUUUAUUAGUUUAGUAAAUUCUAAAGCAUGCGCAUCAGUGUUAAAUUAAAACUGUUCUUAUGAUUCAAUAAAUUUAAAAUGUUAAACUCCUUUAAUAAAUGAGAAUUAUUGUAAUAUUGAUGGGAUUAAUAAAAAUUUUUGUCAUACUAAUUCUCUUUGUUUAUGGAAUCAGGAUAAUUUGAAUUGCAAGUGUAAAUCUGAUUAGGAGGUAGAAAGAUGUUAAUUAAUAAAUAUAUCAGAAUGCAAAUAAAAUAAUCGUUGCUAUUUUGAUAUUGAUAUUUAAAAGUGUGUUAAAAAAUAAUGCCAUCAUCUUAAGGAAGACGAAUGUAAUUCAAUUAUAGAUUAUAAAACUUGUUAUUUGAGUUUAAAGAAUGGUUGUUAACCAGCUAUUAAAUGUGAAGAUAUUAUUGAUCCUAAAAACUCUUGUUAGACAAUUUAUAUAAAUUCUUAGCCAUGUCUGUAAGCUGGAUAAUUUUGUGUUACUGUAAACAAUUAUAGUUUAUCAUGUCCAUAUUCAGAUUGCUCAAAUUCAAAUUGUAUAUAUUAUUAAGGAAUCUGCAAACAAAAGAUAUGUGAUGACUAUCCUGCUUCAGAAUGCUAAUUAAAUGAGGGUUGUUAUUUAGAUUAAGAGAAUAAUUGUCAACAAUUACUUAGGUGUAGUCAAAUCACCUCAGAAAUCUAUGGAGAAUUAGUUACCAACAUUUGUAAUUUAUCAGCAGUUGACGGUCUUAAAUGCAAUUGGUAGAAGUAUGCUUUAUUAGAUGAUAUAGAGAUAUGUACUAAUCAAUAUUGCGAGUAUUUUUUCAUUAUUUAUUAUUUUAGGAUGUACGGCUCAUCUAAUACACUUUGUUAAGGUAAUGAAAUUAAUGGAUAUUCAUGUGUUCUAUUUAAUGACUUAAUUUGCAAAUAAUGUGAAUCUAUUAUAGAAUCAUGUUUAUGUAAUUCAUAAACCAAUACUUGUCUCUAUCAAAAUGGAAAAUGUAAUUCUAUUCUUUGUUCCUCUUUUUUGACAAAACAAGCCUGUUUAUAAGCUUAAGAUCGUUGUUAUUGGAGUAUUAACUCUUAAGAAAAUAUUGAAAUAUGUGUAAAGUAAUGUGAGAAAAUCAUUGAUUAAAAUGAAUGUAAUAGUAGAUUUAAUGAAUGCUAUUUUGAGAACUAAAAUGGAUUAUGUGUUAAAGGAUAAAAAUAAAUUCCAAAUUUAAGCUCAGACAUUAUUAUAGAAGAAUUUUAUGCAGUUUUCAUCUCAUAAUACAUAUAUCUGAUUUUCAUUAUUUUUAUUUGA